This is a messenger RNA of Drosophila yakuba, 740 nucleotides long. It is a transcript of the gene Cpr78Ca, whose product is annotated as pupal cuticle protein Edg-78E. NCBI's taxonomy places the organism in Eukaryota, Metazoa, Arthropoda, Insecta, Diptera, Drosophilidae. Gene Ontology annotation, molecular function: structural constituent of chitin-based larval cuticle. The coding region runs from base 155 to 538 and encodes 127 amino acids. The record is from RefSeq and is a predicted model, not a curated record. The transcript is spliced from 2 exons. Gene Ontology annotation, cellular component: chitin-based extracellular matrix.
CGCAGCAGAUCGCGUCGCAUUAACUGCCGCUCCAUAACGGUUAAAACUGGGAUACUGACUUUGAUUCUGGUUCAGAAGCAGCAGUAUCGAUAUAUCAGGUUCAAGAUCGACACGGCAAAGCAAACAUUUGGAAUAAAUUUAAUGUAAUUAGGCGAUGAUGUCGUUCGACAAGAUUGUGGUAUUCCUGGUCCUGGUCCUAGUUCACCUAAAGCAUUGUGCGGCUUUUACUUCGGCAUCUUUGGAAAGGACUAUCUACUACCGGAAUACGCCACCCGAUCCGUUUGGUCACUACAGCUUCGAGUUCCAGACCACAAAUGGCAUUACCACCAGAGGAGCUGGUAAUGAGAAUGGAGCCGUCGGAGUGGUGCAGUUCGUUUCUCUCGAGGGAAUACCCGUUACAUUCUCCUACGUGGCCGAUGCAAAUGGAUAUCAGCCCACCGGAGAUCAGAUUCCGGCCAUCCCGCUGCACGUCAUCCGCCAGUUGGAGUACAUCCGCACGCAUCCACCGGUGGAUGAGCUGCGCUCGAGACGUUGGUAAAAACCUCUACGACAUUACAGUAAUUAUAAAUUGACGUCUAAAUAGCUGCCGAUGGGCUGGCUGAAUAUACAACUGGAUACAGUUCGCAAUAUUUUUAUUUCGUAUUUAUGCUAAUUAUUUUUCCAUGCAAAUCGGACAAAAAGACAACAACAAAAGCAUGCCGAGGUAUAUGGCAAGUCAAUAAAUAUUCUAGAAUUAUAAA